Messenger RNA from Plutella xylostella (diamondback moth), 1973 nucleotides. It is a transcript of the gene Scr-c, whose product is annotated as scavenger receptor type C. The record is from RefSeq and is a predicted model, not a curated record. NCBI's taxonomy places the organism in Eukaryota, Metazoa, Arthropoda, Insecta, Lepidoptera, Plutellidae. Gene Ontology annotation, cellular component: membrane.
UUAUCAUUUUAAAUGCAAGCAGUUAGUGGCUAGUCAAGCUUUUAUUUUUUAUUUUACUAGUGUUUUAAAGGUUUAAUAAAAGUGUAUAUAAGUGUUACUAGCUAAAAUGGUUACCAAGUGUUUAGUGUUGUUAAUUUUUAUUAGUACCCUAAGUUCACAUAGUGCCACAUAUGUACGUGAAAAAAAUCCACAAACCGGAUUAGGCAGGUUUUGGAAUAGACAAUACUCCUCAGCCUCCGCCCUCCAGUGCCAGUUCCCGCGGCUGGCGCACGGGCGCACGCGCGCGCGCAUGAGGUCCAAGAUGGUGAAGUUCAGCUGCUUCCCCACGUACGAGCUGGUGGGCAACCGCUACGCCACCUGUGUUGAUGGGGAGUGGGACGAACCGCCGCCCGUCUGCGUUCGCAGCGGCUGCCAAGUCCCCACCAAGAUGGAGAACGGCGUGGUGCUUCGCAACCGCAACGACGCGUGGCUGGCCUUUUUCUGCAUGCCCGGGUUCCGCCUGCAGGGCCCCCCCGUGGUGUACUGCGACGGCGCCAGGUGGAACUCCACCAUGCCGAGUUGCGUUGACGGCAACGCGUCGCCACCGCUGAGCUGUGACUUCGAGUCGGCGGACCUUUGCGGCUGGAAGCAGGACGAGACCCACGACUUCGACUGGAGACGCCUGAACGGGAAGACUCCCAGCUCCUUCCUCAACACCGGACCCUCGCAUGACCACACCCUGGGGGAAGGGAACUUUGGGUACUACAUGUACAUAGAGAGUACGUCGCGGGAUGAGAACAACACGGCGCGACUGCUGUCUCCGAUCUACAACGCGUCAUUGGCCAAGGAUGGAUGCUUCUCGUUCUAUUACCACAUGUAUGGGCAGUCCAUCGGUGGUCUCCGCGUAUACCAGAAGCCUGACAACCUGUCCCUGACAGACCUGCUCGCCAUGCCGGCGGCGGGGCGGCGGCGCUACGUGCUGUUCGAGCGCUGGGGCGACCAGGGCGACUACUGGCUCCAGGACAUGGCACGGUUGAACGACUUCGGGGAUGACUUUCAGAUCGUGCUAGAAGGCAUCCGCGGGCGCAGCUUCACGAGCGACAUCGCGGUGGACGACGUGGCGCUGCUGCAGGGCGGGAACUGCUCCGAGCCCGCCGCGCCCAGCGAGCCCACCUACCCGGGGUUCUCGUGCCAGGGCCAGUGCGGGGCGAAGGCGGGCGCGGGGGGCGCGGCGUGCGGCUGCUCCGCCGACUGCUACCUGACUGGAGAGUGCUGCCCCGACUUCUUCGAGCUCUGCAUGUUCAGCUCUGAUGGCACAACAGAUAACGAAGUGUUCGACGCGCAGCCACAGACGCAGAAACUCAUCGGAACAACUCAAACCACCACAACAGAACCUUCAACAACUGUAUCAACCACCACUUCAACAACCCCUAAACCUUCUACAACAACCCCUGCCCCUACAACCACAUCUACUGCCAAACCAUCCACCACCACCAAACGAGUCGUUUCCACUACUAAACUAACCACUAAAGUCAUUCCCAAAAUCGUUAUCAAAUCCACAACUCCAAUGUACAACGCCACAGGGGUUUUACAAAAGGAUAAUAAAACUACAACAGUUGUAACUAGCACUAGUACAGUUCGGACAACAACGAAAGGUGUUAUAAAGACGACGAGCAGACCACAGACAACAACACUGAAGGCGACAACGUAUAACCACGGCGUGUCGCGGACCAUAGAGAACCACAAUCAGUAUCAUCAGCUGGUGGAAGAAGCGAAGAAUAGAAGACUUGAUGAUGAGAAAGAUGCUAAACCAGUAAAAUCCUCAUCAACAGCUACAACCCUGAUCAUUCUCCUGGUCGUGUUAGUGUCAGCGACGGCCGCGGCGGCGCUAGUGCGGCGGCGGCGGGGGCGCGCGCGGGCCGCGGGGGGAGAGGUGCGGUACCUCACGGCUCAUGAGGAUGAAGAGUAGAGGGGGAAUAAAUGAGUUUGUGAAU